AUGGCCUCGGAACACCAGGCGCCCCGCUUUUGCGCCGACUGCUUCAAGGGCACCCUCCGCGGCGACGCCGAGCCCCAGGGAACCGAGGAGACGAUCAACGGCCUGCCGACCUACGUCGCGCGGCCCGAUCCGGACCGUGAGCCCGCCGGCGUCGUGGUCAUCUUGCCGGACGCUUUUGGAUGGGAGCUGCGGAACACCCGCGCGCUGGCCGAUGCGUACGCCAAGCGGAUCCCGGCGGUGGUGCUGGUUCCCGAGCUUAUGAACGGCUACGGUGUGCCCGAGUCCGCCCUGGCCAUGGCCGACAAGAUGCAUGGCGAAAAAUCAUGGUUCUGGAAGUACUUUGUCAUCGCGCCCGUCGUCGUGGCCACUUUGAUCCGGCACUUCAUCCCCCUCCUCGUCGCGACACGCUCGGGCGUCGUCAUCCCCCGCAUCGGCAACUUCCUCCGCGCCGUGCGCCUCGCGCCGCCCGCCCCUCUCGCCCAGCCGUCGGCCUCCUCGUCGACGUCCGUCGACUCGGUGCGCGCCGCGCAAAAGACCACCAAGAUCGGCGUCGCCGGGUUCUGCUGGGGCGGUAAGUACACCGUGCAGCUGACGCAGCUCGGCGCCGGGCCGUUCGGCGCUCAGCCGCUCGUCGACUGCGGGUACACCGCGCACCCGAGCUUUCUGAGCCUGCCGGGGGACCUGGAGAAGGUGGUGUUGCCGCUGAGCGUGGCGAACGGAGACGACGACAUGAUGAUGCCCAAGGCCAAGAUGGCGCAGGCCAAGGAGCUGUUGGGCGAGAAGGAGAACUGCGAGAUUGUCGAGUACCCGGGCGCCAAGCACGGGUUCGCCGUCAGGGGAGAUCCGAAUGACCAGAGCCAGGCGGAAUAUGGGAGGAGGGCCGAGGACCAGGCCGUGAGUUGGUUCCGGAGGUGGUUUGGGCAGGGCGCGGAAGAGUGA
Messenger RNA from Colletotrichum spaethianum, 939 nucleotides. Its product is annotated as hydrolase tropI. The record is from RefSeq and is a predicted model, not a curated record. Gene Ontology annotation, molecular function: hydrolase activity. The transcript is spliced from 2 exons. The coding region runs from base 1 to 939 and encodes 312 amino acids. NCBI's taxonomy places the organism in Eukaryota, Fungi, Ascomycota, Sordariomycetes, Glomerellales, Glomerellaceae.